Molecule: messenger RNA, 1395 nt
Organism: Ostertagia ostertagi
Lineage: Eukaryota; Metazoa; Nematoda; Chromadorea; Rhabditida; Trichostrongylidae
Source: the annotation of a GenBank genome assembly
AUGAUUCGUGGUCGCGAAGUCUAUGGGGACGACUGGGAAACGCACCAAUAUGGUGGGAAAUCGUUCUGUUUCCGACGUCUCUCGUAUCUCCAGAACAAGUUCCAGUUGCACGUGCUUUUGAACGAACUCCGCGAGCUUCAUGAGCAAAAAGCCGUUUCCCAUAGAGAUUUCUACAAUAUCAGAAAGGUCGAUACCCACAUUCACGCUGCAUCAUCGAUGAACCAGAAGCACUUGCUUCGAUUCAUUAAGAAGAAGAUCCGAACUGAGGCCAAUACCGUGGUACUGGAGAAGGUCCUGGUCCCAUCUUCAACUGCUUCAGAUUCAGAAAACAACAAGCCAGUCACCAUGAAGGAAGUGUUCAAGAAAAUGGGAAUCGACGCCUACGAUCUCUCCGUAGACAUGCUGGAUGUGCAUGCAGACAGGAAUACUUUCCAUCGCUUCGACAAAUUCAAUACGAAGUACAAUCCAGUUGGCGAGUCGACAUUGCGCGAGAUUUUCAUCAAGACCGACAACUAUGUGGGAGGUUCUUUCGGACCUGGAAGACUUCAAAGUACACCGAAGCUGACCCGCGCUGUCUAUAUAACGGCAACCAGCAAGGAUGAGUGGGAUAAACUCGCUAAAUGGGCAAUCACUCAUGAUGUAUGGAGUCCGAAUUCGAAAAACAUAGGUGGAAGACUUCGACGAGCUUCUCGACAAUCGUGUUCACAGUCACUUUUUGAGGCCACAAAUGACCCGUCGUCACAUCCAGAUCUCUAUCGAUUCCUCCAACAAGUCUCCGGUAUAGAUUCAGUCGAUGACGAAAGCAAGCACGAAUUCGUUCAUUUUGACCGAUCAACACCCAGUCCGAAAUUAUUAAGCGAUAAAAAUUCCUCCAUAAUAAUUAGAUCUGUUCUAUAUAGAGCGAGGCAUGAACAACAUUUUCUCUACGACCUCACUGUGGAGAGGCUGGUCACGUUAAUCACCUACUUACGGGAUAUCUCACCAGUGAAAGUUCCAGUUCUUCAGUAUCUUUUCUAUCUAACGAAUAUGGGUAUUGCGAUGUCGCCAUUAUCAAAUAACUCGUUAUUUAUCAGUUAUCAACGUAAUCCGCUUCCAGAAUAUCUUCAGAAGGGGCUUAACGUUUCAUUGUCCACUGACGACCCUCUACAGUUCCAUUACACUAAGGAAGCUUUAAUGGAGGAAUACUCGAUCGCUGCACAGGUAUGGAAACUAAGUUCAUGUGAUAUGUGCGAACUGGCACGCAAUAGCGUUCUUCAGAGUGGAUUCGAAGAUAAAGUCAAAAUUCACUGGCUAGGCCCACAUUAUCAAGAAGAAGGAGUGCUUGGUAAUGACAUUCAUCGGACGAACGUCCCAGAUAUUCGAGUGUCAUUCCGUCAUGAAGGCACAUGUGGAUGA